Messenger RNA from Aricia agestis (brown argus), 2911 nucleotides. RefSeq names its product protein cycle (gene cyc). The transcript has 14 exons. Gene Ontology annotation, cellular component: aryl hydrocarbon receptor complex; cytoplasm; transcription regulator complex. Lineage: Eukaryota; Metazoa; Arthropoda; Insecta; Lepidoptera; Lycaenidae. Gene Ontology annotation, biological process: regulation of transcription by RNA polymerase II. Gene Ontology annotation, molecular function: protein dimerization activity; RNA polymerase II cis-regulatory region sequence-specific DNA binding; DNA-binding transcription factor activity, RNA polymerase II-specific. The record is from RefSeq and is a predicted model, not a curated record. The coding region runs from base 340 to 2568 and encodes 742 amino acids.
CGUAAUAUAAUGCCGGGUGUUUUCGUAACGUCAUUGAAUUCGCAAAAAUCAUCUAUUUUAGAGGCUGCGUCUGACCGAGACGUAAAUACAAUAUGUAGUUGGAACCUGAAAAUGAUAUGCAGAGAUUCAUCCUCGAGCUGUCAGGGGCAAUCGCUCCCCCGCUGUUCUUAACGAACGCUGUUCGCUUGGACGACGUCUAGUCGUUUUUUCGGUGAUACAGUAGUGGUGUGUGCGAAGUGGGACGAGUGUGGCGAGUGGGACGAGUCGCGGUAAGGGCGAGGGUGCUGGGUGGGCUAGGGCGGCUCAGUUAGGCGGGAAAGCCGCGGCGCGGUGGACGUGAUGGCGCACGAGAAUAUGCGCGUCCACGACUAUUAUCUCCCGAUGCACGAUCUACAGCACCCACCGCACUUCUACCAUCCAUUCGGACACUCGGUGCCAGCGUACGAGCUGACAGUGGAGGCCGCGGGCGCAGUUGCGGUGGCUUGCGCCCAGGCCAACACCGCCUCGGCGCAGCACCAUCAGCACCAUGAACACAGGAAGAGAACGUCCUCCAGGUAUAAAUCAGGCAGCGUUUACGAUGACGAUACCACCGAGGAUUCCUCUUCGAGCCGCACUGUGUCUGAUAAGAAGCAAAACCACAGCGAGAUUGAAAAGAGAAGGCGCGAUAAAAUGAACACGUACAUAUCGGAACUGAGCGCGAUGAUACCAAUGUGCGGGGCGAUGUCCCGAAAGCUGGACAAAUUGACAGUUCUCCGCAUGGCUGUACAACACCUUAGGUCCGUCCGAGGAGCCCUAUCCGCCGGGCCGCUAACGGCCAGACCUAUACCAGCCUUCAUAUCUGAGACGGAGCUAAACUCGCUGGUUCUACAUGCGGCCAAAGAUUGCUUCUUGAUGGUUGUUGGAUGCGACCGAGGCAGGUUGAUAUACGUUUCCGCGUCUGUCACUCAAAUGCUGUAUUAUGAACAGACAGAACUUCUCGGUCAGAGUUUAUUUGAUAUCCUCCAUCCAAAGGACGUAGCAAAGGUGAAAGAGCAACUGUCUUCCUCUGAUCUAAGUCCACGAGAGAGACUCAUUGACGCAAAAACAAUGUUACCUGUGAAAGCAGAUGUUAUAGCUGGAGCUUCUAGAUUCUGUCCUGGCGCGCGCCGCUCCUUCUUCUGCCGAAUCAAAUGUAAACCGAACGCCUUUGCUUCUGUCGCUAGUAGCGCACAGUCGAACGUUAAAGAUGAAUCCGAGCCUACAGCAAAACUACGGAAGAAACAGGGGCCCGAGAAAAAAUAUUGCGUUGUCCAGUGUACUGGAUACCUCAAAUCGUGGGCUCCAGUAGAGCUUUCGGAAGCAGGUGGAAUAGACCCUGGGCCUGACGAUGGCGACGCUAACAAUCUCUCCUGUCUAGUGGCCGUCGGUCGCGCACUAAACGACCUGACACCGACCCAACUCACCACAACAUCCCCAACCACUAACACCAACAAUUUCGUACCACAACAGAAUGAUGGCAAAUAUGCAUACAAUAUGGAAAACAAAUCAAGAGCAAAAGAAAUGGAUUGUCUGGUACCAAACGAAGUAACAGAAGUCCAGUCUCAAGAAGAUUACGAUGUCUAUAAGCAAAGUUACAUGAAAUCUUGGGUAACGUCGAACCUGUCCGAAGGUAGAAGUUCUGAUGCUGGGUCAGGUAACUCUGAUAUGCCGUGCAUGACGGUAGGCCAAAAUCUAAAUGAUAUUUCACUAAACAACAAUUCGGGGCCGCUCUUAAGACCGCUCCAAUACAUAUCUAGACACGCCACCGACGGAAAAUUUUUGUUCGUGGACCAAAGGGUAACGUUGGCCCUAGGUUUCCUACCGCAGGAGUUGUUAGGAUCCAGCCUGUACGAGUAUGUGAGCGGUCCUGAGUUGGGCGCCGUCGCUCGGACCCACAAGGCAUCGCUCCUCCGCCGCGACCCGCUGCGUACGCCGCCGUACAACUUCAGACGCAAAGACGGCGCGUACGUUCGCAUACAGACGCACUUCAAACCGUUCAGAAACCCUUGGACGAAAGACGUCGAGUGUCUGGUUGCUAACAACAUCGUAGUGACAGACUUACAGAAGCAACUAUGCGAGGAAGACUGCCGACGAUUCAACGUUUUCAAAGAUAACGGCGCGGCGUACGGUGACUCACGUAGUGCAGUUUCAGAAGCCGAUCUCGAAAUGCAGCGGUUGAUCGACUCGCAGGUCGAGUCGCACAAGAUCGGCUCGACCAUCGCCGAGGAAGCCCUGAGAAGGACGUCGAGAGACCCGAGCCCAGAGCUGCCGGUUGACUUGCUGCAGGACGCUGUCUUCAGUCAAGGGGCCACGUUUGACAACAUCCUCAGCGCGGAAUCGUCUUUCCAAGUGCGCAACAAUGUGCCGCUAUCCGCCGCCGCGAACUCUCCGUCGCCCGAGCUGCGCGCCUCCCCGCAACCGCCGUCACCAAGCCUCGACGAUAUUCACCAACUGCAGGACAUCCAACAGUGGAUGUGGAACCCAAUCUACAACUACGACGAAAGUGAGGGAUCCACCGGUGCAUUUUCCGGUUUGCAGUCGAAAUACUAAGAGGUUGUAACUAAACUAUCCCAUGCCUAUGUAUGGUUUGACGUUACGUUCGGUCUUCAUCUUGUUUACUGUACCGCCGUUUUGUCGAAAUCCAAUAUGGCGUCGAAUACUAUGUUUUAGUACGCGUUAACCGUUCGGAGGCUAAAAUGAGAGUUUGACAUCACGCCCGGUGCCAUUUUGUUUACUCGGAACCGCCAUCUUGUAGGCAUCCAAUAUGGCGUCAAAUGCUACCUACAUGUUUCGGUAGGCGAUAACAAUAUCGCGGCUACCGAAGACGUCAUAUAGUGCUAGCCAUUAUAGUGAAUAGUGAUCUCAGCGAGUCCUGUCUGUAGCGUUUAUUAAU